Messenger RNA from Cryptomeria japonica (Japanese cedar), 1458 nucleotides. RefSeq lists its product as uncharacterized. The transcript has a single exon. Gene Ontology annotation, molecular function: protein binding. Lineage: Eukaryota; Viridiplantae; Streptophyta; Pinopsida; Cupressales; Cupressaceae. Bases 1 to 1458 code for a protein of 485 amino acids. The record is from RefSeq and is a predicted model, not a curated record.
AUGGUUAAUGCCAAGGAGGCGAAGCGGCAGCAAAUCAGGCGUAUUAAGCGGAUUUUUAAAGAAGCGGAUGAAAUUAAUGGGAAAUUCAGCCGUAUUUGGCGCCGUAAAAUAGGGUACCUGUGUUCUGGGCUUCCUUUCUCAACAUUGCUAUCCGCCUUCCACAGGAGAUAUGGAAAGCCAGCGGGAAUCACUCCAAAUUCCCCUCCUCAACUACAACUGCAACUGCACCAAGGAGGAGCUGACAAUAAUGAUUAUUAUAAUCCUGAUCUGGAUGAUGAUGCAAUGGAGGAAGUUUUACGAAGACUUACUUUUCCCUCAUUGAUGAGGGCCAAGAGCAUUUGUAAAGCCUGGAAUACGGUUAUAUCCGCACCAACUUUCAAUCUCCUCAAUGAGGAAACUCAUCAUUUUCUGAUUCAGCAAAUGGUGCAGGGAUUCCAAGGAAUUGCCUUCUUCAGUAGCGCACUCAACCGCUGGUUUCAAAUCCCUUUACUACCGUGGAAGACAUGCAGUUGGCACUACAACAAGCGUUAUUACCCUGGCCCGAAACAGCUUUGCCUGUGCGGUGCAGCAUCAGGGCUUUACCUCUUUCUUGAUUGGGAUGAUGUCUUGUAUCGUAACCCACCCGUCGUAAUUAAUCCUGUAACCAAACAGCGCAGGGAAUUUCCUCCUCUUCCACUCCACUGUAGCUUGACGCCCGGAAUGGCCGUGGAACUCAUAGUCCAGUCUGGUCACUUUCAAAUUAUUACUUUAGGCUUUGAGAUAAGCAGGCCAAGGGAUUUGUGUACUCUACUAUACAAUUCCACUACAAAUAAGUGGACAGAGGUGCCUGCCACGCCUGCCAUUCACAUUCACAUUCGCAGCUUCUACGAAAUACACCGUUGGACGAGCGCAGUACACAAUGGCGUAGUCUACUUUACGAAUAACUAUGGUCGUCAUCUGGGUUGCUAUCACAUUUCUUGCAGAGAGUUUCAAUUUAGGGAGGUCGAAGGAGGGCUACAUCCCCAGAUGAAUUCCUAUGAUCAUGUUAAGAACAUGCACGCUCUUCUGCCGUCCUUAGUGGUGUGUAGUGGAAAGCUUCUUUUGGUGGGGAGGUUACUAAAGAAGGCCGAGGAAAGGUCUAUAUUGGGCCGCUUUCCUCUCAUCAAGCACACUUUGGUGGGGAUACGGGAGCUGGACAAUAGCAACGAAUGGUCUUGGUCUCUCAUUUCCAUCACCCCUCAAGGUCUGUUAAAAGACACGGUGGAAUCAUCGGAUGGAAGUGAUUUUUUGGUUGCUGCUGCAUCAGGAAAAAUUUGGCUUACCAUUCAAGGAAGCCUGAAUAUGAUGUGCCUUGAUUUAAGCUCUAUGGAAUGGAGUGUGUUGCCAGGCUGCCCUGCUGAAGAUCUGGUCGACUGCUUUCCAAGGAAGGCAGUUUGUGGAACGUUGUCGAUUCACGACAAGCUUUCAUUGUUUGACUAG